CGAUGAACCAAAACUGAGUUUAAAUUAUAAAUGGCCCGAGGCAAAAGUAGCAUUUGAAAGGAUACAUAUUGAUCUAGCCGGUCCAUUUUUAGGGAAAAAUUUCUUAGUAAUAAUUGAUGCUUAUUCUAGAUUUCCCUUUGUAUAUCUAAUUAAAAAUACCAACUCCACCUCAGUUAUAAAGAAAUUGAGAGCCGUUUUUGGAAUGUUUGGACCACCAAAUACUAUAGUGAGCGAUAAUGGGAGGCAAUUCAUCUCAUUUGAGAUAGAAAACUAUUUUGAAUCACAAGGCAUCAAACACCUAAAAUCACCUCCAUAUCACCCGCCCAGCAAUGGAUUAGUGGAGAGAUUCAUUCAGACAUUUAAAAAUGGUGUUCAAAAACUAAUAGAUUGUUCAUUGCCCCUGGAAAGUGCUAUAGAGACAAUUUUGAUUGAAUACAGAGCCUCUCCAAACCAAACAUUAAAUGGGGAGAGUCCAGCUAAAUUGUUUUUAAAAAGAGAAAUACGAACCCCAUUGGACUUAAUAAAAAUAAAUACACAUAAAAAUAAUCCUUCUUUAAAUGAAGAGACAGAAAAAACACAAAAUUAUUCCCCAAAACAGAAAAAAUUUGAAUUUAAUGCAUUAAUAUGGAUAAGAAAUUAUGGAGACAAACAUAAAUGGGAGGAGGGAACAGUUAAAGAGCAAUGCGGAGAGAACCUAUAUAAGGUUGAAGUAGAUGGUUCAGAACGUAUUGCACAUACAGACCAAAUGAGACUACGCAGGAGCGGUCUCCGAAAUAAACCAACCUUUUUAGGUUGA
This is a messenger RNA of Meloidogyne enterolobii, 796 nucleotides long. The record is from the annotation of a GenBank genome assembly. NCBI's taxonomy places the organism in Eukaryota, Metazoa, Nematoda, Chromadorea, Rhabditida, Meloidogynidae.